Effrenium voratum is the source of this 1019-nucleotide messenger RNA. The record is from the annotation of a GenBank genome assembly. NCBI's taxonomy places the organism in Eukaryota, Dinophyceae, Suessiales, Symbiodiniaceae.
AUGCAAGUGCUUUGCCGCGCUUGCGCAUUGCUGGUGCUGGGGCUCCUUUGCGAGGCCCAAGAUGCCGCGCCCCAAAGCCAGGAGGCGAAGACUGACCUGGAUGACUUGGAUUUGGGCGACCUAGAUGCCGACGACGAGGACGAGGGCGAAGAAGCUGGAGGAGCCCCUGCCGAGGAUUUUGACAAGGACAUGCCAGAAGAGGACCGCUCCCUACGCAUGAAGGUGUGCUUGGGGGGUGCCAUGCAGAGGCUGCAUUCCAAUGCAGAAGCGGUCUCCAAGUUGGCUUCGCAGCUCGUCGAGCAGCAGCCAGGGAUGUCCAAAGACCAGGCCGGUGGGUUUCUCACGAGGCUCCUUUGGGUUUUCACUCGACGAAUGGCCCACUGGGCCCGCCAUGGCCUGGCGCUGGCGCUGCUGGCUUUGGGCUUUCGUCUGGCCGUGGUGCCGCCGCUAGCGCCGCGGCGCCUGGCGCUGCUGGCGCCAGCGCUGGCUGCGGGGCCGGGGCCCGCGGCGGCGGAGGUGGCCAUCAGCCCACGACAGGCAGGCAAUGAGCCACGCCGGGAAAAGUAUAAGCAGUUCGCGAAGGCCAAUGCCUUCGGCAUGGCAGAGUACGAGAGGGCGGUGGCCCAAAAAAAGCGCCAGCUGUUCGGCAGACUCUUCCAGUCCCUGCCGACAGGCGCUGUGGUGGUGGAAGUUGGCAUCGGCAGCUUCCCCAACGCCAAGUACUUGAGCUCAAAGGAUGCCCCUUCAGGCAUGGACAUUGUGGGGGUGGACCCCAACGAGUACAUGAAGCCAUACGCGCUGGACAACGCAAAGAGGGCCAACCUCUUGGUCCCCGAGCGCGGGAACCGCCUGCGGCUGGUGCAAGGCGUAGCAGAGGCGCUGCCACUGGAGGAUGCAGCGGCGGACGCGGCGGCUAUGCAAAAAGCAUUAGCAUAGAUCAAAGUGGAAGUGGACUCGGGCUCGUGUCCGUUCAAAAUUAUGUUUGAUGCAUGCACGUUUGCAUUUUCUGUUUGUUGAGA